Messenger RNA from Cutaneotrichosporon oleaginosum, 1045 nucleotides. RefSeq lists its product as uncharacterized. Lineage: Eukaryota; Fungi; Basidiomycota; Tremellomycetes; Trichosporonales; Trichosporonaceae. Gene Ontology annotation, biological process: kinetochore assembly; mitotic sister chromatid segregation; mitotic cell cycle. The record is from RefSeq and is a predicted model, not a curated record. Gene Ontology annotation, cellular component: MIS12/MIND type complex; nucleus; chromosome, centromeric region.
GUUCUCAGAACAACGUCUCCACCGCACUCCUGACUCCCCAUGUCUCGUAAAUCGCUGUCACACGCGUCGCACCUCCCCACCAAAUCCGCUCCUUCACCAUCACCACCAGCUGCCUCCUCAUCCAAACACACGCUGGACAUGCCGCCGCUCGACCUCCCGGACUCUAUCACAUGGGACUACGAGCCGGCACCGCGCGCGCCCGCCACGCUCUCCAAAGACGAUAAAGAAGCUUUCAUGGCCGAGCUCAUGGGCUUUGAGCCGUACCACGUGCUCUCCGACAUUGCGGAACACGCGCGGCAGGCAAUCUACCCCACCGUCUCGUCCGUGGAGGGGUGGGCGCGCUCGAUCGCGGCCAACCGCGCCGCGCACGACGCCGAGGUCGACCGCGGCAGCCACGCAUUCGAGACGCUGCUCGAGAACGUCAUCGACCGCGCGUUCGACAAGUACACCGCGUACGCGUUGCGCAACGCCUUCGGCGUGCCCGACGGCGUGCAGCUCGUGCUGCCGUGGCAGAAGGGCAGGGACUUUGCGCGCGCCGAGUUCGUCGCGGAGAUGCUAGGCGGAGAGGACGUGCUCGCCGCCCGGCUGGAGGCGUUGCGCAGCAAGGUCGAGCAGGCGCGCCUCGUGCGGCACCGUUUGGAGAUGGCCGAGGCUGUGCUCGACCGCCGGUUGCAGGUCGCCGAGCAUCGGCGGAAAGAGGUCGGGUUCGUGCGCGAUGCCGUCGUGGAUGCUGGCCUCGCGCCGCUGGACGAGAAGGCCGGCGAUGUGGUCGACGCCCUCUCAACCCUUCACUCCAACCUUGAGGAUGUCAAGAUGCAGCCUCGCGCCCCAGGUGUCCCGCCAGGCGUGGCAUGGGAGACGGGUCGCCAGGCGUACCUCUCCUGGGCUGUGGGCAAGGCCCUCGCCAGCGGACGAGAGGAGGUGUCUGCCGACAGGCUAGAUGCUAUAGAGCGACAAACAGCUGAGAUCGGGACUGAGGCCGACCUUGAGCAGUUGAGUGCGGCGGCAAGGAGAAAGUAGUGCUACAACCAUGCAUGUAUUCUAG